AUGGAUUCACUUCCACGUAACGGCACAUAUCGAGUCCAUUCAUUUCACCUCAAUAUCAAUGAAGGCGACUCUGCAAUUCACGUCCUUGCCCAACAUGUAGUAUCGGAUUCAGAUUCAAGUGAAAAAAUAAGCGCCAUAAAGAGUGCAGUCCUGGUAGAUGGUGGCCGGGAAAGUUAUGCCGAUAAUAUACCACAAUGCUGGAAAAUGAUUAAUUCGUCUCUAGGUUACGAAUCUACUGGUGACGCUCCAUACUUCGAUGCCAUUGUCAUAACGCAUUGGGAUGGAGACCAUUAUCGAGGCGUUAUCCAGGCUAUAGCUGCUGAUGUCAGGGCUCAGGUGCGGAAAUACUUGGAUGGUGGUCGGGGGAGAACUAUAACAAGCGAUGCAGCUUUGCAGAAGCUUUUCGAUGACGGCGCUAUCAAAGCGAGCUUCAUACGAUACGACGACGACGGACCUACUACGCAGAUAUAUAUUCCUUACUUUACGAUACAGAAAUCAGUAGCAAAAAGUAGCAAGGGAGAAGCUACCCGUACUGUUCCCAAAAGGAAUACUCCUGAUGCGAGGGGCCAAAGACCAGAGGAUGUUUGGACACUCCAGCUAAAUAUCAGGCGCGGGAGGAUUAUGGUACGACAAGCCGUUGAUAUAACCUUGAAUGUCAAAGGGAAAGAUGUUAGCUUCUGGGGAAACAUCACCCUAGGAAUGUUGAGAACGGGAGAGGACUUAGUCGCAAGAGACUUUUUCACCGACGAAAUGGUUAUGCAACGAGACGACGCGAUAUCCCCACAGCACGUAGCGAAUGCCCUAAAAGCAGCUAAACAAAAUAGACCAGUUAUGUUCUGCAUUGCCGCGGAUAGCUAUUUUUGCAAUGAAAGUGGUUGGGAUGACCUUGAUGAAAUGGUCUGGGAAUCGAGUUUACCAGAAAAUCCUGGCGUCUACCUCAGGAGUCCGGGUUCUUCAAGCUCCUCCGAUCAAAACACCGGAGCCGAGGAUUCCAUCGCCAAAUUUAUGAACAAGACAUCCAAAGAUAAUCGCUCGGCACAGUUUAUCACCGGCAACACUUCAGGGAAUAACCAAUCAUCAAUUGCUUGUAUGAUAAUAUGGGGGGAACCCGACAAUAACGACCCGGACUCCAUCAACAAUUUUGUGGUAACUCAUUAUUUUGGAGGCGAUGUGGGGGAUCUGGUUGAGGAGCGAUUGCUUCGAUGGUCUACACUGCCCACGAGGAGCGGCAAGCGGAGGAAUCCUUUAAGGAUAUCUUGUCAUAAACUGUCCCAUCAUGGGUCCAAGUUUUCUACACCUAUUUAUAUGUUGUUUGCGUUGGACCCUUUGUACAUCAUCGGGCCGAAUGGACUACGGAAAGGUCAUAAUCACGUUUCCUGGGACACCCUACUCCUCAUCUAUGUCUGGACUUUUUGGACAUAUAGAAUAAAAGUGCCGUUUAGGCACCAUCAGCCCAGGCUAUUGUGCACCAAUUAUCCAAUAUACCUUGUCGCAUAUGAUAUAUACAAGACCAGCAAGGACUUCGAGGUACGAUUCGUCAACCCGGGAUCUAUUGCCUCCCUCGAUGAUAAUAAUAGUAAGGGGGAAGCUUUCCGAGAGAUUCUUGAUAUGCUACUAGAUAGUGCAGAGUCUCAAAACAAGUUGGAGGAUGGAAGACUUCGUUUACAGACUAAAUUAGGGGUUUGCCAAUUCCUUCGGGCCCGGUGGGAGAAAUUCUCCGUUGUCCCGGCUAGCGAAUACUACACACUUUCGAGGAGACCAAACAUCCAUAACAGCAUAAUGACAGCAGAAGGUCAAGGCGUUAGAGCCAUUCAAAUAUAUCAGUGGGAGAGAACUGGCAUGAAUAGUGGUAUUUAUGCCAUCGGAGUAAUUACUGGUCCCAAGUUAGAACUAUCGGCAACUUUGGCUGAGAUGAAAGAAGAUCUUGAAGAUGAUCUCCAAGUCGGGAACCCUAUAGGCGGUGGUGAUGACUUAACGAUUAAGACAUUUGGGGAGGCAGGUCGAGCAGAGUUCCUUGUCUUAAAGCCAUUAAACGACCGUACCAUGCGCGCUUUUGGUACAGAAAACUCUAUGAAUGAACCAAUGGGAGCUUAUACAAACUCAACCGUUGGAAAGCUUUUGCAAAUGCAGGAUGACGAUGACCCUGAUGACGCUGAAGACGCUGGAUUAGCUAAAGUACAAUCUUCAAGCGACGACACACGUAUGGACGUCGAGCGGCCUUCGAGGUCUGGGAGAGCGCUUUGGCGAGCUGGUCUCGAUGAGGAUUUAUGCUAUUUCGUUGCAUCGGAUGCAAAAAUCAUCAAAGAUAUCGCGAAUAAAACGACGACCACGGCAAAAAGCAACUUAGACCUUUUUCUGGGGAAGCUUCGAACCGGGGCCAUAGUGUUUCCAAACAAACUCGAUACCACAGCUGCUUGGAACGCUAUUGAUGGUUCGGACGAGUUAUAUCAAUGGUUCAUGACAGUGCUCGGAAGCUUCUUGGACGACAAAAACUAUAUCCUGAAAGGAAAAGCGAGUAAGACCGAUAUCGUUGCGUUCAAUUUCACGACUCGCCUUUCCACAGCCUUUACGAAUAGGGAAGACCCAUCUGCCAAAAUUCCGGCCUGCCAGGUUCCCAUCACUUUUUCAACCGAGUUCAAUUCCUAUGCAUUCAGCGAUGGAAGCGUUAAGUUACCAGACUGGCUACGCCUACCUGCAGAUAAGACAGAUAAUAGCAGCACCGAUACCAUUGGGCCUGGUCAGAUGUUGGUACUCAGUCUCGGAGCCUCAGCGGCAAACGAUAUGAAAGACAAAGGCUUUAGCCUCAGGGAUAUUUUGCAAUUAUUUGAGAUCAAGGUUUCAAAGACCUUGCAAAAGGUUUUAGACCUUUCAGACAAGGUCACUUUCAACUUGGAUGCAAGUCAAGGCUCUAAAAACACCCUCUGGUUUUUCCCGGAUGCGGAUUAUACAACGACCCUGAGAUUAUCUUUCGUACCCUCCGGCGAAACAACGGGGUUCCUUAAUCAGAUUUUGGACACACUUAAUAAUGUUACUGGGGCGAAAGUUGGUACUCUCGAAAUUUCCAAUGUUAAAUUAAUUGGAAAGAAAGUUUGGACGAGGGACUGGGUACGAAGUGUCGACUUUAAUUUCGCAUCCGAAACGGAAAUUAUUUUGUUGGCGAGAGUGAAGAUCAACAGUUCUGUCCAGGGAACACCGAAGUCAUUGCUCUUUGAUGCAGCAAUAGAGCUUGGGGAAAAGGUCACUAGCUUCGUCGUAACUUUGGACCCGAACAACCAAGGGAUGACAAUUCCCGAUUUAUUGGAUUUCUUGGUUUCAAUGCUUCCGGUACCUGCUGAUAUUUCACCAUCAAAGUUCCUUCCUGGGGCCCUCGAUGCUGUUAAACUUCGCAGAUUCAUGUUCUCGUCCCGGGAGAGAGGAACUGCAAAAAGUUUCGGUGUAGAAUUCCAAGUCAGUUGGGCGUCUAUGACCUUACAAUGCGCCAUAAAAGUUGAUCUUUUAAACGGGAACGUUUCGCCACAUUUUUAUGGCGGAUUAUUCCCCAAGAAUAAUCCAGCUCAGCUCGAAACAAGAUUCUCUUUCGUUCCUUUCACGCCGUCAUAUGAGAGUUGGGUCGCCACACCAGCCGUACCUACUGGUGAUGGCAAAUUAGGGAUCAUGGAUGUGGGGUCCGAUGUUGGAGAUACCAGAGCACUCUAUAAAGAGAUUACUGGUCUAGAUAUACCUACUCCACCAGUCAAUCUGGAACUGAUAGGGCUACAAUUCUAUGCUUCGAAAGAGUUGCUGAGUUUCUCGGGCACAGUUACCAGUCCUCCACCGGACGAGGGCGCAAAGGUGCCCAGGCUUAGACUUGCAGCCUGCACUUUGGAUGUCGAAUAUAACCUUUCCCAAAAAGAAUUGAAUAAAUUUCUAUUUGUUACGGGAAUUGUUCUAUCCUCGCCAAGUGGAGAUCGGUCAGCGAACUUUGGUCUUCAACUCGAAAAGCAAAAUGCAGGUUGGCUCUUGCAAGGAUACACUAAUGGCCUUAGUGGAGAUCUGUUGUACAGCCUAUUUGAUGAUGAUUGUAAUACUGAGAUUGCGAACUUCUUGAAGAACAUCAACUUUAGUAUUAACAUGUCUUAUUUCUACGGGCCUCAGGGCAGAGGGUCAAACUUUGCGCUUAAAGGGAUGCUGGGAAUUGGGAACUUUGACCUAGCCUACGACUACAUCCACAAUGGGGACACUCUAGCAGAUCCAAACAAACCUCGCUGGAGCUUCGAUGCUAGUCUUUCGGUAACUACCGAUACUUCAACCCUUCGAUCAAUCCUUAGCUCGCUAGUUGGGGAUGAAUUAGCAAACGGUCUUCCUGGUUUCUUGGGAGAUAUUGUCAUACUUCCCAGCGGGAAAACGGAGCUUACUUCGCUUCGAAUUGUUAAGCGACAAAGGUAUUUCGUUGUAGCACUGCGACUUCAUCUUGCUGAUGGUGCUUCAGUACACUUCUACCAGAUUCAACAAAAUAAGACUAGUCCCACAGAUAAGAACGCUUAUGACGCUAAGAGGAUUGUAUUAUUCUCGCUGGAAAGUUUGCCCAAGAUACCAGACAUCCCACUCAUCGGGGAGCUACCUCAGCCCUUCGAUGCUCUUGACUUUAGCUGGGUUAGUAGCUCAGGAAGUUCUGAUGGCUUCACAAGGGCAGAAGUCGACGAGUUGAAACUAGCGUUGAAGGAAGAUGAGAAACCCCCCGGAUAUAGAGACAACGUCAAACCAGAGAAGAGGCUGCCGGAAGAUAUUCUUAUAGGGAAUGGCUUUCAUUUUAUUGUAAAGAACCAACAGGAGACAAUCAUUGACUAUGUUUUCGGGAACAAAAAGAAAGAAGUCGAAAAGACAGGCAUGGAGCUCGAAGUCGCGGGCGGUGGGUCUGGUGGUAGCAGUUAUAUAAGCCCUUUGGAUAAAAAAAUUGGACCUGUGUCUUUGACCGGCCUUGGUAUCAAAUUCGAUAUGAAAAAUAGUACCUUGACGCUAGGAUUAAAUGGCAGUGUUACUCUUGGUCCCAUAGAGUUGAUUCUGAUGGGAUUUAGUGUCUCUUUUCAAUUCGACGGUCUCACUCUCAAGGACAUCACCAAAGUCAAGACUAGUUUUGGUCUUGACGGUCUUGGUGCUGCAUACCAGAAGCCACCACUGACAAUUGCCGGGUUAUUCUUACACCAGAAGACCGAAACCGUGGACGAAUAUCUAGGGGCCGCUGCUAUCGGAUUCGAACCGUACAUCUUCCAGGCGGCAGGGUACUAUGGCGAGGAGACUAUCAAGACCGUCUACAGGACGAAGGAUCGUACGGUCACUUCGUUCUUUACAUAUUGUCGCUUAGACGGACCAAUAGCUACCAUCGGAGUCGCAGAUAUCAAUGGCUUGACGGCCGGGUUCGGGUACAAUACAUUCUGUACCUUCCCCAACGCCAGCAACGUCAUGGACUUCCCUCUCAUUGGGGUCCCACAGUCAAAUAGUGUCGUUGAAGCCAUGUCUAAGUUGAUAAAUGGUAAUCCUGCAUGGUUCGGAAGAAAAGAGCACUCAUAUUGGUUCGCGGCAGGUAUAUCUGGUUCUGCACUAGAGACUUUGACGUUGAGUGCUGUUGUGGCAUUGGAGUUUAAUCCCCUUCCAAAACUGGGGAUAUUCGGUGUCGCGACCGCGGAAAUGCCAAAGAGGGCGCAACAAAAGCUUGCUAGAGUUCAAUUAGGAAUUGUAGCGACUCUAGACUUUGGAGCUGGUGUCUUGAGUAUUGAGGGACAGUUAACUCCUGCAUCUUUCGUUCUCGAUCCUAACUGUCAUCUUACUGGUGGAUUCGGCCUGUUCUACUGGUUUAAUCCAAGGGAUGAGACACUCAAGGGACAGUUCGUAUUUACAGUUGGAGGUUAUCACAAGGCUUUCCAAAGACCUUCCCAAUUUCCAAAUCCUCCUCGACUAGGCUUUAACUGGAAGUUCGACUCCGCCAUCAAUAUCGUUGGUGAAUCUUACUUUGCGAUCACACCUAAAGCAGUUAUGGGUGGAGGCCGUCUCCAUGUUUCACUAGACCUAGGUCCGCUUCAGGCAUGGUUCGAUGCAUGGGCCGACUUUUUAAUUAAUUAUAAACCCUUCCAUUUCAUGGCCGAAGGAGGAAUCUCAGUGGGUGUUCGUUUCGAGCUUGAUCUUUGGUUCGUUACGAUUACUAUUGAAGUUGAUAUCAGCGCCACCUUGUACCUUGAGGGUCCACCAGUGGCGGGUACCGUUCAUGUCGACUUCUGGGUCUUUGGCUUCGACAUCGAUUUCGGAAACAAGAAUUCCGGUGCUCUUGCUAAAUUGAAAUUACUAGAGUUCUUCAGAAUGGCGCUUCAACAGGAUACUAAGACUCCCACAGCAUUCUUAGAGAAUGGAGAAGAAGUUGAGAUUUCAGAGGCCGAUGAACCUGCAGCUCACGUCUUCUCUUGUACGAGCGGAUUGAUACCAGAUAAUAACUCUCCAAACGAUACAAGUGGAACACCAAAACCCUGGACAGUCCGUGGUGCAAUAUUCGCCUUUAACGUUUCCUGCAAAUUUCCGUUCAGAAAGGGUAAAGUAAUCACCGCUAUGUCCGGCGCCGACGAUCAGAAUUAUGAGUUCAGCGCAAAGUCAAAGGAUGAUAUCUUCGCAAAACCAAUGGGAUUAGUAAUACCCCUCGAGACGUCCGAUGUUCAAAUAAAAAUUGAACUGUUGAAGCCACAGGCCCAAGGAAUUGAUACCAAGGAUGCGAAGCUUCCGAAGUGGGACAAAGUGGAGACGGCGACUAGUCAACUCCCCUCAGCGCUUUGGGCGAAAUGUAAGCAACUUGCAGAUGCCUUCAAUUUCCAUAAGCACUCUAAUUACAUAGCUGACCCGGGAACCGCCCCUCGUCAUAUAACUCUAGACGCCACCGAUGAAGACCCAACGGGCGGCCGAAACGAUCAGGCAAAGCUCCUAAACAGUAAGCCCGAUGGUGCAAAAGACCUAACUACAGAUAUCAUCCUCUACGCCCCUCAAUCACUAAAGAGUGAAGACAAAAUUCCUCGUUUCGAUAUCACGAAGGCAUCGGAACUCCUGGCCGCGAGUGUUGAAUUCCCAGAACGAGAGAAGGAAUUAAAGAAUUGGAAACCAAAGCUCCCGUUGACUUCGACUCCAUGGUCAGAUGUUAAAGCGAAAUGGGUCACUCCGGAUCUCGGCACCGGUGCAGGGAAAAGUGCGGCGGCAAUCUGGGCUAAUAUGCUGGUGUUUGGAUGGGAUGCUGGGGAUAAGUGGAAUGGCGCGCCACCUGUAAGCUUGGUAACUAAAUUGGAGGAGAUGUACACGGAGAAGCCGUCAAUGACACAAGAAGGCGGGGUAUAA
Orbilia oligospora ATCC 24927 is the source of this 7344-nucleotide messenger RNA. RefSeq lists its product as uncharacterized. The record is from RefSeq and is a predicted model, not a curated record. The transcript has 3 exons. Bases 1 to 7344 code for a protein of 2447 amino acids. NCBI's taxonomy places the organism in Eukaryota, Fungi, Ascomycota, Orbiliomycetes, Orbiliales, Orbiliaceae.